UGUAGAGGUUGUGAUCAUCACAUAAUUGCAGUGAUUAGGAGCCUUACCUCCUCCCCUCUGCUGCACAGACACAGACAGGAGUGACAGCUCCUAGUGGCUGUGCAUAGAGGAGUAUAGAGGAGAAUACAGCAUAGCAUGCCCUGCUCAAGUCACACUCACAACUAAACUCUGAACCUCUCAAUACUCUUCCAUCCAAAGAGCAGACAGAGAGAGGACACAGAUGGCUGAUCGGCAGUAUAUAGACAACUCUGAACUGCAAGCAGACAAGGAAAACCAAGAGUGGGGCUAUGUGGAAGGUGUUGAGUGGGGUUUACUGUACCCAGAAGCUAAUGGACAGUACCAAUCUCCAAUCAAUAUAAAUUCGAGAGAAGCUUUAUAUGAUCCUUCUUUACUAGAAGUUCGACUAUCUCCAAAUUAUGUUGUCUGUCGGGACUGUGAAGUGAUUAAUGAUGGUCGGGUUGUCCAGAUACUGCUAAAGUCAAAAUCAGUUUUAACAGGUGGUUCUCUACCUCGAGGUCACGAGUAUGAGUUACAUGAAGCAAAAUUUCACUGGGGCAGGGAGAAUCAGCGAGGAUCAGAGCAUACAGUCAACUUCAAAGCUUUCCCAAUGGAGCUCCACCUUAUUCAUUGGAACUCUACUUUAUUCAGGAAUAUUGAGGAAGCCUUGGGGCAAGUACAUGGUAUUGCUAUUAUAUCCUUAUUUGUGCAAAUAGGAAAAGAACACGUAGGCCUAAAUGCCAUCACAGACGUUCUUGAGGAUAUCCAGUACAAAGGAAAAUCAAAGACUAUUCCGUGUUUUAAUCCCAACUCAUUAUUACCUGACCCUUUACUCCGUGAUUACUGGGUAUAUGAAGGCUCUCUUACUAUGCCUCCUUGUAGUGAAGGAGUUACAUGGAUAUUGUUCCGAUAUCCUUUGACAGUGUCCCAAACACAGAUUGAAGAAUUCAGGAGACUAAGAAUGCAUGUAAAGGGGGCAGAUCUGGAAGAUGAAAGUGAUGGAAUACUGGCUGAUAACUUUAGACCCACUCAGCCUCUUAGUGACAGGAUUAUUCGAGCAGCCUUCCAGUAAACUGGGGCAGAUACUUGAAAGCAUAUGACUACCGUGCCAGAAAUGUUGGUGCUUUAUCCAUGGAUAUGAUGUGUUACUUGUUAGAAGUCUAGUCUGCAGAGACUUUGUAAUAUCAGGGGUGAAGAUGUCAUAUGUUUUACAUCUGGAGAAAGUCUAAUACACUAUCACACUGGCUUUGUGAAACUUUUCUUUAUAAAGAAGUGAAGGGUUAUUGCUUAGCUUAAGGAGAACUUCAGGCAAUAGAACAAUCUUCAGUAAACUUACAUGAUAUCCAGUAUGAGCACUCAGUGUCCUUUGUUUUAAACAUGAAUGCCAGAGUUCUUUUAUCAACAUUUUAGACUCCAGUUCCCAUCUGCUAUACUAAUUACUAUUGUUGAAUUUGGGUGUGUGCUAUUUGCAUCAGAUCACACAACAGCAGUAGCAGCCUGGUUAUCAGGAUACAA
Molecule: messenger RNA, 1512 nt
Organism: Nanorana parkeri
Lineage: Eukaryota; Metazoa; Chordata; Amphibia; Anura; Dicroglossidae
Gene: CA8
Product: carbonic anhydrase 8
Exons: 9
Coding region: 221-1069 (282 amino acids)
Molecular function (GO): carbonate dehydratase activity; zinc ion binding
Source: RefSeq, a predicted model, not a curated record